Messenger RNA from Esox lucius (northern pike), 2256 nucleotides. RefSeq names its product ribonucleic acid export 1 (gene rae1). The transcript is spliced from 11 exons. Gene Ontology annotation, biological process: RNA export from nucleus; transcription-dependent tethering of RNA polymerase II gene DNA at nuclear periphery. Gene Ontology annotation, cellular component: nuclear pore. Lineage: Eukaryota; Metazoa; Chordata; Actinopteri; Esociformes; Esocidae. The coding region runs from base 637 to 1590 and encodes 317 amino acids. The record is from RefSeq and is a predicted model, not a curated record. Gene Ontology annotation, molecular function: ubiquitin binding; RNA binding.
AAUAGCUGUCAGUCACUCUGAAUGAAAGUGUGUACUAUAUGACUGGAUUGUAAUUUAAAUGUUGUGAUAUGUAUAUUAUUUUUACUGUUGUUUUGUUAAGAUUCCUGUGUUGAUCCCAGAAACAUUAGCACUGCCUCUUCACCAGCUAAUGGGGACUCAAAUAAAUAAUGUUAGCAAUCUGUCUUCAAAAGAAACAUUUAAUGGAUUAAAUUGCAUGAACAUUUCAUUUUUUUGGAUGAGGAAUCACUCCAGUAUUUGCUAGAUUUAGAAUUUUUUGCAGGUGUGUUUGUGAGCUAUGGGGCAGAGUUGUUUUGUUUGCAUGCCAGUGGUUAAUUACAUGCCUGCCAAUGCGUUGAACAACAAGCUUAUCUUGCUGCUUCUUUGGUGGUCUAUCUAUAAUGUUCAUGUCUUGUUGUUUAGCACAGCCCUGUCUGGUUUGUAAUCCACCAUGAGUUUGUUUGGGACAAGCUCUGGUUUUGGAACUGGAGGAACUGGUGUUUUUGGAAGCACAACUUCAGACAGCCACAAUCCAAUGAAGCGAGGUGUGUUCUAGCUCCAGUGUCUCUACCACAGGAUGUUGAGGUCACCUCGCCACCGGACGACAGCAUCAGCUGCCUGGCUUUCAGCCCGCCUACCAUGCCGGGCAACUUCCUCAUAGGAGGAUCCUGGGCCAAUGACGUGCGGUGCUGGGAGGUGCAGGACAAUGGGCAGACGGUUCCCAAGGCACAGCAGAUGCACACUGGUCCUGUACUGGAUGUGUGCUGGAGUGACGAUGGAAGCAAAGUCUUUACUGCUUCUUGUGACAAGACAGCUAAGAUGUGGGACCUGAACAGUAACCAGGCCAUGCAGAUCGCACAGCACGACGGUCCAAUCAGAACGAUCCACUGGAUAAAAGCCCCAAACUACAGCUGUGUUAUGACUGGAAGCUGGGACAAAACACUGAAGUUCUGGGACACACGCUCCCCCAGUCCCAUGAUGUCCCUGCAGAUGCCGGAGAGAUGCUACUGUGCAGACGUGGUUUAUCCUAUGGCUGUGGUAGCCACAGCAGAAAGAGGCCUGAUCGUCUACCAGCUGGAAAACCAGCCGUCAGAGUUCCGCAGGAUAGACUCUCCCCUUAAGCACCAGCAUCGCUGUCUGGCCAUCUUUAAGGACAAGCAGAACAAGCCGACGGGCUUUGCCCUGGGAAGCAUUGAGGGGAGGGUAGCCAUCCACUACAUCAACCCCCCAAACCCAGCCAAGGACAACUUUACCUUCAAGUGUCAUCGUUCCAAUGGCACCAACACUGCCACCCCCCAGGACAUCUAUGCUGUGAACGCCAUCGCUUUCCACCCUGUCCAUGGAACACUGGCCACUGUGGGCUCCGAUGGACGCUUCAGUUUCUGGGACAAAGACGCCCGCACCAAGUUAAAGACCUCAGAGCAGCUGGACCAGCCAAUCACAGCCUGCUGCUUCAACAGCAACGGCAACAUCUUUGCCUACGCCUCCAGCUACGAUUGGUCAAAGGGGCAUGAGUACUACAACCCCCAGAAGAAGAACUACAUCUUCCUGCGGAACGCCGCCGAGGAGCUGAAGCCUCGGAACAAGAAAUGAUCUGUGGAGUCUUCAUCUACGACCUGCCGCUUUAGUGCGUCGGUGCAAUCAAGAGGAACGCCGGGAACGUUGUCGCUGCGUGGAGAACUGUUCAUAAACUGCCCAGAGGAGAUGACGGCUGUGUGACUAUUGACCUCACGGGGUCAGAGCGACGGGUGAGGGGUUGUUGUCAGUUGGUCAUGUUCCCCUGCUUAGACACCGCAUGCAUCAGCCAAUACGGUUACGUUUGACUCAUUUAGCAGACACUCUUACCCAGAGCAACAUCCAUUCAUCUUAAGAGGGCUGGGUGGGGGGGUGGUAUUUUAGAUGAUCUCUAGGUUUUCCGUAAAUGGAUAGGGACUGGGGGCCUUAGCGCCUGGGAUGCCAUGACAGGAAGAACUCUGACUGACAAUAGUUGAGGCGUUUAAAGGCCAGUAUCCAGGUGUCAUGUGUCGUCAUCCCCAGCCUGCAAACACACAUUGUGGUUAGCUGGUAUGUAAAAUACCUGUCCUGGUGUUGCAAGAUCUGGCAUGCAUCAGCAACAUCUUAGCAGGGGAAGGAGACUAUGUUGUUUAUAUGUUAUUAAUGUGUUCAGCUCUUUAUUUUUGUAUCACCUUCCAAAGACAUUUUCAUCUGUUUGACGUCACUCCUUGUUGUAGCUGAAAUAAACAUACUGGAUACUCUCAA